AUGUCCUCACCGGACAGGCGCACACCAGCAUCAUCAGCCUCUCCAUCUUCGUCACCGCUUGCGCGCGCUCCAAAGUUCUCUCCGCCGACGACGCGAAAUGUUUCUCCCAGAAGGCCUCUCCAUGACCGUUCCAACUCGGAAACUAAUCAGUACUCCGGCCCAACCAUCCGCAUUGUCGAGGACCCCGGGACAGAUGUCUAUUCAAAGACGCCCUUCCCAAGCCAGCCCUCUCAAAUAUUACCACCUCGUAAUGCGCCAGGGUAUGCGUUCGAGCGCAGGGGUUCUCGUGUUUCAGAUCAGAGCGUCGUCGCCAAUGCCGUCGCGAAGAUUGAAUCAAGCAAGACCCUGGACCCAAAACCCCUGCAACACAAGAAAGCAAUCAGACACUCGACGUCAACUCGGGCGUCGGACGCGGACACUUUGGUGGCCUCUUCGUUCUCACCAUCAUCCAGUCGGUUUUCCCAAGGCAGCACACCCCCGUCCUCGCCGCCGCCUGACUUCUUUACUAAAGAAAGGGGAUUGGACGUUCUUGAAGAGGUCCCGUCUCCUCCGCAAAAGUCUACUAUUCGGGCUGUCACUCCUUCCAUUUCGUCCGGUGCCGACGACCCGCUUGAGGGCCACGCAUUAACACCAAGAGCGUCUGCCGCGUCGCUUGCCUCGACCGCAUCCGCGGAAUCGUCCCCCACCUACGAGGCUGAGCACAAGAGACAUUCGUCCAGCGUCAGUCAACCCUCAGGCAAAGGCCACAAAUACACCCCGUCGUCUGGAUCACACAAGAAGAAGCAGGCUUCAUCUACUAAUACAGCACCGCGGCGACUUAUAGCAAAGGAGUCGACAGAAUCAUUUGCAUAUUCUGAUACUUCUUAUUAUAGCGAACGCCCGAGGUCGUCUUCCCACCCUUCACCAACUCUUCAUGAAGCGCGUACAGCCACUUUCGCGAGCGGAGUUCGAGUUCACUAUCCCGUCGUUCGCGCACCAUCAGCCAGUAGCUUAUGGGCCGAAUCGCAAGACCUCCCGACCAUUUCUUCCCGAAUGAAUAAUCGCGCCUCGCAGGUGCAUCAGUGGAGCUCGCAGCUUUCGACGAUACCAUCCGAAUCCGAGCGCGGCUCUCGAUCAAUCGGGCGUGCUUCCCAUUCGUUUAGCGCGCGAUCGCAUUCGCAAGAUGACAAUGGCAUACCGGGGCCGGCCUUUAUACCCAGGAGGAGGCAGACAGUGGGGAGCGUUUCGUCUUCGGACAAUGUCUCCUCUGAGAUGACAGAGUCGUCAGUGGCGAUGCCACUUCCUCUGUUCUCCCCCAUAACACGGCCCUCCGGCGACGAAAGGGACUCCGAUGAGCGCGAGCGCCAUGACACCAUAACACCUUUGCAAUCACCACCACUGCGGAUGAAACGGUCGUUCCUGCGGAGGCAUGAUAGUGAUUCGCGAUCGACGACGUCAUCCCGUCCCAGCUCGUCGCAAUCCGACCUCUCCACUUUCAUCGCGAACACCAUUCCAGCGUGGGCUAGGGUGUAUUAUCGCCGAGGCGAACGCACGUCUUUGGGCGCUCCGGAGUCGUCAACUGAGUCUUCCGAGAGCAUUCGAGUGCCAACGGCGCAUAGCGGGCGAACGAAUACACCUUCAGAGAGCAACUUUCCGCUGAGCAUAUACCGACCGCGCAAUCGGCCGCACCAACGAAUAUCCCAGCCGGACACGGUAUCAAUAUCUGACGGCCCAUUCGAGCAGGAGAUCUACGUAAUUGGGCCUGCUAGACGGCCUCUGGCGGAACCAUUCACUCCCCACCUCCGGCCAGACCGGCGGAGUCAAGCCCGGCUUAGCGCUUGGAAAGCACCCUCUUUUGACGAUUCCCUGGGCUCGAUGCUCUUCAGUCGUCAAAACCGGCAGAUCCUGUUGUUCUGUUUGGGCUUUAUUUUCCCCCUCGCAUGGAUGAUUGCGUCGUUCCUGCCAUUACCCCCUGACCCGGAUCUAGUGCAAGAGCCAACACCCAGCCAAAUGGACCUUGAGCGCCAACUUGCACAAGAGCUUGGGCCUGUAGAGGACAAGACCUUUCGGAAAGCCAUGUGGUGGCGCAAUUUAAAUCGAAUUAUGUCCGGAAUUGGGACACUCCUCAUCGGAGUGAUUAUCGCUUUAGCCGUGCUUGCCUCCAAGAUGUCAUAA
Messenger RNA from Trematosphaeria pertusa, 2154 nucleotides. RefSeq lists its product as uncharacterized. The record is from RefSeq and is a predicted model, not a curated record. Lineage: Eukaryota; Fungi; Ascomycota; Dothideomycetes; Pleosporales; Trematosphaeriaceae. Bases 1 to 2154 code for a protein of 717 amino acids. The transcript is spliced from 4 exons.